UAAAUUGUUUGAAAUAUAUGUAUAUUAAAAUUAAUUAUAAUAUGAAUAAUUCGGCGCAUUUGUUGUGAAUAGUGUAUAACUUAAAUAAUCUACAAAUCAUUAAGUUGGAAAAAUAUUGGCAGCUUUUGUCGCGCUCUGUUACGAUUUCGGUUCGAUUUUCUCUCGGACGAGUUCGUGUGCGUGAGUGCAUCAGUACAAUUCGUCGUGAUUUUUCGCAGCUCGUUGCAAUGAUCAUGGAUUGAUUUAUUUAUUGUACAAAAAAUUGUUCUAGUUGAUAUGCAUUUUUUGAACUAAAAAAACCUUCUGUGUAUUUGACGCAUUUUUAUAUACGUAAAGUUCUUUGAGAUGGGGUAAUUAAGUGUAUAAAUCGUAUUUAAAUAUGCUACAACUCGUUGAUUUACUGCUCAUACGAUUCGGACGCGGAGUCGUUUGAUGUACAUUUAAAUAUCGUUGGAAUUUUUAUUAAUGCAAAAAAGGCGCAAAAAACAUAUACUCAAAGAAAACAAUGUUUGAUUUGAAAGAUGUUGAUGGUGAUAAUCGUCGGCGAUUAAAAAUGAUGAUUGAACCAUCAAUGCAAACGCAGGAAAGUGUCAAGUGCCAAUAAACAAACGAAUGAGAAUGUACGUAAAUUGAACUGAAAAUAUGUUCACCUAAAAUUUGUUUCUCUAACUAUAAACAAACAAAAAAAAAAAAAAACAAAUCAUCUUAAACGAGAACGGUUGGAAGUAUACCAAAAUAAUAGGAAAUAAGCCGAAACUUUCAGGCCUUCCUCUGCGAUUUCUAACACAAAAUGCACUCAAUCGUGACCGGAAAAAACGAUUUAACACAGUUGGAACAUUUCAUAAUUAAACGAAAGCGAUUUCAAAGAGUGCUAAAGAAUCUAAUCAGGCUGCAGAAACAAAGCCGAAGUAAACAACGUGUCCAGACCUGGGAAAUUUUAACAUUCUCCCAUAAUGUCAUUUCAACAGCAAGGCAAAUGAGUGCAACAGUGUCGAGUGGUAGUGUUUUGAAAAUUAAACCAUUUGCGGGAGAGACAUUUGCCCUCCUACUAAAUGCAGCGAUACUUUCGACUUUUGUAAAAUCUCGUCUACUUUCGUCGUUAUUAACAUUUUUAAAAUAAACUUUUGUUUUUGCCUUCGCAAAAAUUUGUAACUAUUUCAACAACAAGUUGAUCCAUCUGAACAUCAAGUGAAAAGGUGCGUAAAGUAAAACGCGUAUACGGCUACUAAAUACCAAAAUAUAGAACAAAACAACGAUUUCUGAAUGAUGGCAGAUCAUAUGGACGAACCCCCGCAAAAGCGGACCAAAAUGGAUCCAACGGAUUACGUUUCCGUUUUAGAAGAUGAUCUGCCAGAUGAGUUGGUAACUGGUAACAGCAAUUGGCCAGAUCCCCUUAGUAGUGGUGGUGGACCAGGAGGACCAGGUUCUGGCCUCGGGGUUAAUGUGGUCGGUGGUCCCAAUAAGCCACCUGCACAAGGCCCCGGACCAGGUGGGCCACAAAUGAAUGGUGGCGGCGAUGAUGCCACAGGCGUGGGCGGCAAUCAAGUCGGUGGUAGCAAUCCUUUACGGCAGAUGCAACACCAUCAACAUCUGCAGCAGCUAUUGCAACAACAAGGUAAUAAGAAUACCGGAAUGAUAGGUAACCCUAUGAGUGGAGCUAGUAUGAACCAAUUAGGAAGCAAAUCGCCUAAUCUGCAAUCACCAAACGCAGCUGGUUUGCAAGUAGUUGGUGGUCAAAUGGGUAUGGUCAAUUCAAUGUCGAUGUCUAUUUCAAAUAACGGCACUCAAGGAAUGAGCACAAUGCCUGGUAUGAAUACGAUUGCCCAGGGUAAUAUUGGAGGCAUGGUGAUCACCAAUAGCAAUUUGGGUAGCCUGGGUGGCAAUGCUGGAAUGGUAAAUACAUUAAAACAACAAAUAGGCGCCGGUGCUGGUGGUAUGAUGAGUGCUGGGCCAACCGGAGUUGGACCCGUAGGAAAUAUGGGACCUGUUGGUGGUCCAAAUCAAGGAAUGCAUUUAGGUGGUGGUCCUGGCCAUCCUCAAGGUCUACAGAAUGGUCCAAUGAUGGGCAGAAUGGUGGGACAACAUAUGCUGCGUGGUCCCGGCCCACAUUUAAUGGCUGGCAAUGGGCCUGGUGUUGGACCAGGCGGAGGUCCUCGAAUGCAGAAUCCAAAUAUACAAAUGGCUCAACGAUCAGAUGUGCUGAACGGUAAUCUUACGUACGGUGGCCCUGGUCAAAUGGCUAAUAUGGUUGGCGCUAAUGUUGCAGUCGGACCAAAUGGACCAUAUGGAAAUGCGGUAGGCGGUGUUGGGAACUAUGGCGGACCAGGUGGGCCACAGGGCGGAAUCAACGUGAAUCCAAAUAACCCACAACAACUAUUGGCACAACAAAUGGCACAACGUGGCAAUGUUCAUCCUAUGCAACAGGGUAACCGACCUGGUGUACCCAUGGGAAUGGCUGGAGUGGGUAAUGAUGGUACACCUGGCGGUAUGGUUGGCGGUCCUCAACAGCAGCAACAACAACAAAUGGGUCCAAAUCAACAGCAGAAUGCGCAAGGUGGACUUAUGGGUGGUGCGACAAUGGGACCACGACCGCCGCAACCUGGUGGAGGCCCACAACAAAAUCAAAUACUUCAUCAACAACAGCAGCAACAACCGGGCACAUCACAACAAACUGGUGCAGCUGGUGGAAGUGGCGGUGGUGGUGCAGGAGGGGGUUCUAGUGCUAGCGGCCAUCUCUCUGAAGAACGUAAGAAGCACAUACAGCAACAGCUGGUGCUUCUUUUACAUGCACACAAGUGUAAUAAGCGCGAGUCCCUCAAUCCAAAUCGCGAAAAAUGCCCAGUUCCCUAUUGUAAAUCUAUGCAGGAUGUUCUGGCGCAUAUGGCGAACUGCAAACAAAGUAAAGAAUGUAGCGUUCAACACUGUACCUCGUCUCGUCAAAUUCUGUUACAUUACAAGACCUGUACUCGUUCAGAAUGUCUAAUUUGCUUGCCCUUCCGGCAACAACAGAGUUUUCAUAACAACGCGAUCGGGGCUAAUGCAAAUUCAAACGUAAACCAGCCUUUGCAAGGUAUUGUUAAGCAGCAACAACAGCAGCAGCCGGACGGAAAUACCGUUGGUAGUGGGGGGCCGCAGAAUUCUGGAAUGCCACAGCAAAAUUCUGGUGGACCGAAUAUUGUCACCGGACCGGGCGGUCAAACGGGUAUGGCAGGCGGUCCAAAUCAGCAACAACUUGGCAUAAAGACAAACGCUGACAUUGCACAACAAAUGCAACAACAGAAUGCACAAAAUCCGAAUCAGGAGAUUCGACGAUUCGACAGUUUGGGUAUGCAAGGUGCAGUCUCCAAUUCGGGACCAGGCCCUAAUAUGCUGCAAAAUAGUGCCGUAAAUGCACAGCAACAGUUGCAAGGCAUUCGUAUGCCGGGAGGCGGCCCGGCUGUACGAGUUAUGUCUGCACCAGUCGGCGGUCCCGGUGGUGGCGUAGUAGCUGGUGGCCCGAACGCAAAUACAAUUAUGGGAAACAACAUGAUGCUUGGCGGAGCAGGAGGCCCAGAUAAUGGCAUGCAACAGCAAACACAAAGUGCUCAACAACAGCAAGUACUUUUGCAGGGCGGUCAUAAUAAUAAUCCACAGUUGGCAGGUUUAAUCGGCGGCCCGAACGCCAACAAUGCCGGUCCGAAUCAACAAAAUACGGGCCAGCAGCAACAAUCAAACAUUCCACUCUCGGUGAGCGUUCACAACUUUAAUAACACUUCCGCGUUCAACAAUGCACAAUUGGCUAGCGGUGGUGGUGGCGCCGGCAAUGCAGCAGAAAUGGUUGGCGCCGGCGGUAAUGGGCCUCCACCCAACAAACAGUUAGUAGGUGCUCAAGAAUUGGCCAAAAUGAAAUUACAGUCACAUAAUGUAGCGAUGGCCAAUGCAACGGCUAUAAGCGGAGUGGCAGGUGGACCUGUUGGUGUGGUAGGCGGUAACAACAAUGCAAGUGGUCCUGGAGUUGGUCCAGGUACUGGCGGCGGCGCUGGUGGCAUGGUAGGUGUCCAAGGCCCCCCCGGUAAUAAUGCACCCGGCGGUGGUGCUACAUCAUCGCAAGGUGGCAAUGGAGGCGGAAAUAAUAAUGCUGGUAACGAAGAAAGAGACUGGCGUGAAUCGGUGACGGCCGACCUGCGCAAACAUCUUGUCCACAAACUUGUGCAAGCAAUUUUCCCCACGUCAGAUCCGACGACCAUGGCGGAUAAACGCAUGGCGAAUCUAGUUUCAUACGCUGAAAAAGUUGAGAAAGACAUGUACGAAGCCGCAAAGUCCCGUUCGGAGUAUUAUCACCUACUUGCCGAAAAGAUCUACAAGAUUCAAAAGGAGUUGGAAGAAAAACGCAUCAAAAGAAAAGAGCAGCAAUUGUUAAUAAUGCAACAGCAGCAGCAAGGGACCGGUGGUGCAGGAGCUGGCCCCGGACCAGGACCAAGUAAUACUGUACCAGUUGGUCAACAACUGCCGCCUGGACAUCCGCAAGCACAGCAAACCCAGAUCCGCCCAAUGAUCAGUCCUAUGGGCGGUAGUGGAGGGCAGGGUGUGCCUUUGGGCGCUGCUGGUAUGAUGCAGCAACAACUUAGAGCACAGGUACCCGGCAAUGUUGGUAUGAUGCCAGGACAGGCUGGACAAAAUAUGGUAGGAAUACGCAGUCACUCACCUGGGGGCAACUUGUUGGCCUUGCAUCAGCAGCAACAACGCAUGCAAUUUCCACAACAGCAGCAAGGAAAUUUACUGGUCGGCCCGCCGGGACCCAGUCCAAAUAGUGGCAUGGGUGUAAUGCCAAAUGCCACACAGCAGAAUAUGGUUGUGCAAAAUCCAGUUUUAUCGCCUUUCGGUGUUCAAGCAAUGCAACCUGGUCAGUCAGGAGCUGGUGGCGUUGCCAAUGUAUUGACGAGCCCUGUUCCCGGUCAACAACAGUUCAUUACCGCGAACGGAGGCAAUGGUUCACAACCACCGCAGCAGCUUACAGAAAUUAUGAAGCAACGGCUCUUGCAACAACAGCAGCAGCAGCAACAGCAAGCACAACAGCAGCAGCAACAGCAAUCUGGUAUGUUAUUGCCACAAUCACCAUUUAAUAAUGCUGCGGCACAAAUGCAGCAACAACAACAACAGCAGCAACAGCAAAAUCCGUUCCCGUCACCAAUGUCGCAGCAACAGCAGCAGCAGCAGCAACAACAACAACAGGCGAAACAAAAUGUCGGUUCUGUGGGUAAUAUGCCGCCAACACCUACUAGUCUAGAGUCGCUAGUCGGUACGGGUUCAGUAGGGAUAAACACCACACCUGGAGGUCCUACAACAGGUGGCAUGGUUGCCGCACCCAGUCCGUCGCCUAAUUUCGUAUCGAAUGGCCCAAUUGGUACGCCUUCCAAUAAUCCUCCAUCCGUAACAUCACUUAUGCAGCCACUGAGUGAGCGAGCAAGCAGUACACCGCCCAUCCUGGCGGCAUCACCAGCAUCGGCAGCAUCUGGAACCUCGGUGUCGGUGAAUGUUAGUGCAUCAUCGAGUGCUGUAAGUGCGUUAAUGAGUGGCACAUCUACAACAUCAACUGCAGGCUCCUCCAGCACUCCCACGUCUGCAUCGGCACCUCUGAAUGUCGUCAACACAAGCAGUAAUGGACCGACACUGAUACAGCAGCAACAGCAACAAAUAUCGAUGGGUAAAGGAGGUAACAGCAAUAGCAACAGUAGUGUCAGUGCAGUAGCCACAACUACCUCGAAAUCGACUGUGAUGAGCUCACGUCCUUCGUCCAGCAGUAAUCUCUCAUCACAAAUGGCCGCAUUGGAAGCAGCGGCGCGUGAUAACGAUGAAACGCCGCCAUCGCCUAGUGCUGAUUCUGGUGGUGAGAGCGGUAACGCUUCAAAAGGCAAGCUAGAUUCUAUUAAGCAAGAAGAUGAUAUCAAAAAAGAGUAUAUGGAAGAUGGAAGUGGUGGAGCUGGAGAGAGUUCCCAAAUGGACUCACAAUCAUCGGCUGGUGUGGGUAAAAAUGUAAAUAAUGAUGGCACGAAUGUGAAGGUUGAAAUCAAGACUGAAGAUGGUGAUGUUGUAAUAAAAACGGAACCAAUGGAUACCGAUGACAACAACGGUGCAAAUGGUGUAGGUGGAAGUGGAAACACUAAUGCUGCUGAUAGUAAGGACGACGCAAAGACAUCUGAUGGCGAAGUUAAAGUAAAGUUAGAAACAAAACCAGUGGUACCCGAGCCAUUGAUGCCCAACGCUGGCGACAAAAAGAAAAAAUGUGUGUUCAAUCCCGAAGAGUUGAAACAGGCGCUAUUACCAACAUUAGAUAAGUUGAUACGCCAUGAACCAGAAUCAGCACCGUUCCGUUGUCCUGUGGAUCCACAAAUGCUCGGCAUACCAGACUAUUUUGAUAUUGUAAAGAAACCUAUGGACUUGGGUACCAUACGCAAUAAUCUCAUGAAUGGCAAAUAUAAUGAUCCCUGGGAGUAUGUCGACGAUGUGUGGCUAAUGUUUGACAAUGCUUGGCUCUAUAACAGGAAGACUUCACGUGUCUACCGAUACUGCACAAAGUUAUCCGAAGUUUUUGAGCAAGAAAUUGACCCAGUGAUGCAAGCUUUAGGCUACUGCUGCGGCCGUAAAUACACAUUCAACCCACAGGUGCUAUGUUGCUAUGGAAAACAGCUUUGUACAAUACCACGUGAUGCCAAGUAUUACAGCUACCAAAAUAGUCUAAAGGAUUAUGGUGUUGCCUCAAACAGAUACACUUUCUGCCAAAAAUGCUUCAACGACAUUCAAGGAGACACCGUUACUCUGGGCGAUGAUCCACAGCAGUCGCAAACUCAAAUUCGCAAGGACCAAUUCAGAGAGAUGAAAAAUGAUCAUCUAGAGUUGGAGCCGUUUGUUGAUUGCCAGGAAUGCGGUCGCAAGCAACAUCAAAUUUGCGUGCUCUGGCUAGAUACCAUUUGGCCGGGUGGUUUCGUUUGUGAUAAUUGUCUUAAGAAAAAGAAUUCCAAACGGAAGGAGAACAAAUUCAAUGCGAAGCGUUUGCCCACUACAAAACUUGGAAUUUACAUUGAAACACGUGUGAAUAACUUUUUGAAGAAGAAAGAGGCAGGCGCUGGUGAGGUUCACAUCCGUGUUGUGUCUUCGUCAGACAAAUGUGUUGAAGUAAAACCGGGCAUGCGACGACGAUUCGUCGAUAAUGGUGAAAUGUCUUCAGAGUUUCCGUAUCGUGCGAAAGCGUUAUUCGCCUUUGAGGAGGUGGAUGGCGUCGAUGUAUGCUUCUUUGGUAUGCACGUACAAGAAUAUGGCUCAGAAUGCCCACAACCGAAUACGCGGCGUGUGUAUAUCGCCUACUUGGAUUCGGUACACUUCUUUAGACCGCGCCAAUAUCGUACUGCAGUGUAUCAUGAAAUACUGCUGGGUUAUAUGGAUUAUGUGAAGCAGUUGGGCUACACAAUGGCGCAUAUUUGGGCGUGCCCACCAUCCGAAGGCGACGAUUACAUCUUUCAUUGCCAUCCGACAGACCAGAAAAUACCAAAGCCGAAGCGCUUACAAGAAUGGUACAAGAAGAUGUUGGACAAGGGCAUGAUUGAGCGUACCAUACAGGAUUACAAGGAUAUCUUGAAGCAGGCAAUGGAAGACAAAUUAACUUCAGCGGCAGAGCUGCCUUAUUUUGAAGGUGAUUUCUGGCCCAAUGUGUUGGAAGAAAGUAUCAAAGAGUUGGAUCAGGAGGAAGAGGAGAAAAGGAAACAAGCCGAGGCAGCAGAAGCUGCUGCAGCAGCCAAUAUAUUCUCCAUUGAAGAUAAUGAAGUAAGCGGUGAUGGCAAGAAAAAGGGCCAAAAGAAAGCUAAAAAGUCGAAUAAAUCUAAAGCUGCACAGCGCAAAAACAACAAGAAAACCAAUGAACAACAGACAGGCAACGACCUCUCCGCCAAGAUCUAUGCCACAAUGGAGAAGCACAAGGAGGUGUUCUUUGUGAUACGUCUGCAUUCAGCGCAGUCAGCUGCAAGCUUGGCGCCCAUACAAGAUCCAGAUCCAUUGCUAGCCUGCGAUCUGAUGGAUGGCCGUGAUGCAUUCCUAACACUGGCGAGAGAUAAACACUACGAAUUUUCAUCGCUUCGACGCGCGCAAUUCUCAACACUCUGCAUGCUGUACGAAUUGCACAACCAAGGCCAAGACAAGUUUGUCUACACGUGCAACAAUUGUAAAACAGCAGUGGAAACACGAUACCACUGCACCGUUUGUGAUGAUUUUGAUCUCUGCUCGGUGUGCAAGGAGAAAGUCGGGCAUCCGCAUAAGAUGGAGAAACUCGGGCUGGACAUUGAUGAUGGCUCAUCGCCAGCUGAUCUCAAGCAAGCUAAUCCUCAAGAAGCACGCAAGCAAUCCAUACAGCGCUGCAUUCAGUCACUGGUUCAUGCGUGCCAAUGUCGUGACGCCAAUUGCCGUUUACCUUCGUGCCAGAAGAUGAAACGCGUCGUGCAGCACACAAAGAACUGCAAGCGAAAAACCAAUGGUGGCUGCCCAAUUUGCAAACAACUCAUUGCGCUCUGCUGCUACCACGCCAAGCACUGCCAGGAACAGAAAUGCCCAGUGCCUUUCUGUCCAAACAUCAAACAUAAGCUCAAACAACAACAACUACAGCAAAAAUUGCAACAGCAACAACUAUUGCGCCGUCGUAUGGCGCUUAUGACUCGUACCGUUACCACACCUGCAGCACUAACUGGUGGACCUGGCGUUGCAACUAGCCAGGUUGUAGGGCCGAGCGGAGUUGUCGGACCUGGUGCUGUUGGAGUGGGUGUGGGCGGUGGCGUUAAUGUUGGUGUUGGUAUGCAAGGCGUUGGCGUGGCUCAACCGAAUAUGCCUGGUCAACCAGCUUUGAUGGCAGCAACCGGCGCAGGCGGAAUGAGUCCUUCUACAGUAGCAGUACCUUCACCUGUGUCGGCACCUAUGGGAGGCAUGACUUCACCGCAUCCGCAUCAACCUGGUAUUGGUAUGAAACCAGGCGGUGGUCAUUCACCUUCACCCAAUGUUUUACAGGUGGUUAAACAGGUCCAAGAGGAAGCAGCACGCCAACAAGGCGGCCCAAUGCCGCCUCCCGUAAUGCAACGUCACAUAGGAGGAAUGCCAAAUCAAGGCAAUCCUGGUGGAAGUAUGAUUGGAGGGAAUGUUGGAAAUGUGCCGGUUGGUGUUGGCGGUGUAGGUGGUGUAGGCGUUGGCCAAAUGGGUCCUGGUGGCGUAAAUGCUGUCAUGGGCAAUAGCAUGCCUAUGGAUCAAUGGGGUGGCGGUAAUCGCUAUCAAGGCAAUGCCAAUCAAGGCAUGCGUCAACCAAGCACAGCCCAGGUUCAAAUGCAGCAGAACGCCAUGCAACCGAAUAUGAUAAGUAUGGUUGGAGCUGGCGGCUCGAGUCAAAUGAUUGGUGGCCCAGUCAGUAAUAUGGGCACUGGCAAUGCUGGUGGCAGUAAUAUGCCUGGUGGUGGUGGCGUUAGCAUGGGAGGUAUGGGCGUUGGCGGCCAGGUAGGUGGUCCAGGUGGCGGCAUUCGACCGCAGGGUGGCCAGCAUGGAGCAGCUGUUGGUAGCGGUCAAACGCUGAACGAAGCCCAGCUUGCGCUUAUUAUGCAAAAGAUUAAAAACAAUCCCUCACAUGACAACCAGCAGAUAUUGCAAGUCCUUAAACGCAAUCCGCAAAUUAUGGCUGCCAUUAUAAAGCAACGCCAACAGAGCCAACCAAACGCUGGAAACGCUGGUGGCGGACCAAAUGGAAAUGGACCGCAACAACAGCAGCAGCAGCAACAACAGCAGCAACAAAUAAUUCAACAAAACCAACAGUUGCAGCAUAUGAUGAGUCAGCAGCAGCAAAUGUCGCAGGCGAAUCAGCAACAGGUGGUAAUGCAGCCGCAACAGCAACAACCAGGGCCGCCACACCAGCGAAUGCCAGGCAUGCAAAACCCGAUGAUGAUGCAACAACAACAGCAAGUUCCUGGUGGCAUGCAGCAGCAAGGACCGAUGCCUAAUGUGCAGUGGUUUAAAGCGCGUCAAAUGCCAAUGCCCAACUACCCGCCUCCUUAUCCGCAACGACAACGUGCACCGCCACAGAUGGGUGGUGGUGGCGGACAACAGUUUGCCGGUGGUAACUUCGGUCCUGGUGGACCAGGUGAUCAGUACGCGGCCGCAGCAGCAGCGAUGCAACAAGGUCUAAAACCACCAACACCGCAACAGCAAAUGGGUGGCAUGUCAGGUGCUGUGCCACAACAACAGCAACAGCAGCAGCAAAUGAUGCAAGGUGGUGGUGUGGUAGGUGGUCCCGGUGUCGGCAUGGUGGGUGGUCCCAAUGUAAUGGGUCCACCAACGCCGCAUACUCUACAACAGCAGCUAAUGCAAACGGCGGCACGUUCGUCACCACCCAUACGUUCGCCGCAGCCAACGCCGUCACCGCGUUCAGCGCCAUCCCCACGUGCUGGCGGUCCAUCGGCAUCGCCACGAGCCCAACCUUCACCACAUCAUGUGAUGAGCCAUUCACCAGCGCCACAAGGUCCGUCACACGACGGCGGCCUACAUAAUCACGUUGGCGGUAUGCAUGCGCCGCACCAAUCACCACUGCCAGGUGGUGUGUCACAGGAUGUAGGUGUAGGAGGUGUUGUCGGAGGUGGAGUGGUCGGCGGUGCCGGUGGCGGCCAAGCCGUUACCGAUGCAUCCGAUCAGCUGACCAAAUUCGUGGAACAGCUCUAGUGUAGCAAUUAGCAGUUGCAGGCACCACCUGCAUUCAACAACAACAGCAACAAAAUGUACCCGCGUUAUUACUGAGACAAACCGAAAUUGAAUAACUACAGGUUUUUCAAUUAUACAAUAUUUUUAACUUUAGUUGAAUUUUUAUAUGCUAUAUAUGUUAAAUAUUUGUGGUACCCACAUUGAGGUUACUGAUUUUCAAAUUACCUACCACUAUAAGUUAGGUUUAUGGAUUAUUCGUUUCUUUGGAUUAUAUGUAGACUUAAUAAUUAAUGAAUCGCGUUUAAAACUUUGUGCAGCAAUUAUCACCUGUUCGAUUGGAACCACAGUUCUUCCAAUCGAUGAGAUGCAUGCAUGUAGCUAGUACUCAAUAUAGACAAAAUCGAUCAAACAAACAGUAUAAUGCAGCUUAGCUACCGCGUGAGAUGAAUGCACACUAAACCCUGUGCGGUUGCGUACAACUAAUACGCGUGUUGUGUUUUUUUUUUUUUUUUUUCUAGAGAAAUUUAUGUUUUCAGGCGUAUUUAGUUUUAUGAAAAAUAUGAAAAGUAGUAAUCUUUAGCUUUUUGUUAAAACCGAAAUUGUGUCGCCUGUUCGAAGGCUGCACCUUCAAAGCAUUGAUUACCAAAUGUAGCGAAACUUAUCGUAUAUGCAACCGGCCCCUUUGUACGCAUUGGAAUUAUCCUUUAUUUAAGUUUUUUUUUUUUGUUUUUUUUUGGUAAUUUUCUGCUUUUAUAGUUAACUUGAUUAUACUCAUUCUUAAAAAGCCGUUGAAUACACUCUGCCACAUGCACAUGCACAUAUAGUAUAUAUAUAGAAAGAUCCAUGAAUGCAAUUUAAAUAAUUAAUAAUCUACCAUAAAUCAUAGUUAUGUACAUGUAAAUUUAAUGUAAGACGUAAAAGUUUAUUUUUAACACAUUGAGAACUGCAAAAGAAUAAACUACAAAAUCAAAACACAAAGUAAUUUUGUAUAAAAAGUAUAAAAGGAAACCAAGAGGGAAUGCAGUUUUUGUAAAUAUACAUAUAUUUUUAACUAAUAACAUUUUUAUUUAAUUAUUAAAUAAAAAGCCACAGAAAAGUUUCAAAAUGGUAAAAAAUGAACAAAUGAUGAAGCAAGCAACAAGUUGCAUGUAUGUAUAUUAUUAGUGUGCACACCUAUAGCAUUUUUGAUUACUAAAUAUUUUAAUAGCCAAGCACUUUUGCAAGAUAAAGUUUCGUAAUUGGGGAAUAAAUUGUGCAUUAAUAAAGUAAUCGCAAAGAAAUUGCCAAGUUCAGCAACGUGCAACUCUGUAUUCCGUUUAAUUUUUGAUUGUUUCUUUGUUUUUUUUUUUUGCAUGCGUCAAAAGUGGAAAGUAAUAAGGCUUGAGCAUAGACAAAAUAAAGUUGAUCUUAAAUGUCAUUAAAUGAUAACAUUUAAGAAUUCACUUUUUCUGGCUACGAUAAUAGGUCAAAUUACGCUGGUUAUGUUCUAUAUAGAUAGAAUAGAGAGGGAUGGUACCGAUCUUAACGCAUUUAUUCUUAAAGUUAAACGCAGUAAUAAAUUGAAAAAGGCAAUGGCUUACAUUAACAACUUAUCGCCAAAUUCCCUAUUUAAAUAUCUAUCAACACUAUUUCUAUUGCUUACUUAGUUUCCCAAUUGAUUCGGUUAAUACCGCAGUUGUGUAUCAUAAAGCGGCUUGAUGCGUACACAUCAUUGCAUACGACAUCCAGUAACAAUAUAAAAUGUGCCUUUUCAGUAUUUAUACUUUUUAUGUUAAUAAUUCAUUAAUUAGUAUGAACUUCAUAAGAAUUUCAGCGAUUCCAAAUUUUCCAUAAAUCGCUACGAAACCGGCGAAGGACAUUUCUUUUCAUAUGCCGACAUAAAAUUCAAGCAUAAAAUACAACUCUUAUUGAUAGCAUGAACUCAAGUGGAUUACUAACUCCAACGUCGUAUGUAUUUGCUUGAGCUCAUUUUUUCAUUACUUACUCUACAGGAUAAUAAUGAAAUCUUAGAUGCCUAUUGAGUAAAUUCUAAAAGGAAAAAAAAGGCUACACAAAAUACCUAAUUGUGAAAAAUUAAAAGAUUAACGAAUCACUACGAAAUUUGAUUGAUUGGAGUACAUAUAAAAUGAAACCAAAACUAAAAGAAAACAAGAUUUUAUUAAAAGAAAAGUGGAAAACAUGCCCAGUAUAUGUUCAAAUACAUAUUUUCACAAAUAAUGGUUUGGUUCAUUAACUCGAACACCGCUCCAAACGCGAGUUUUCAUACAUUUUCUAGACUAAACACCUAAUUUACGCAUACGCAAAUAAAAGCUAUACUAUUAUUUCAGAAAAAACACACAAAAAUAAAAUUAAAAAACAAAAAACCAAAAAAAUAUAUAUGAACUAAGUUAAAUCUGCGCACAUAAUUCUCAUUAAAAAGUGCUCUCGCAACAUGAAGCAUAUAUUACCAUCUUGAAAACAAUAACUUUAAGUAAUUUAAAUCGAGGUUAAGUAACUCUUAUUUUUGUUUUUUUUUUUAUAAAACUUGAACCCCUUAAAAGUUAAAUAUUUCAUAGUUGUAUGUAUGGUAAGUGCUAGUGCACGCAUGCUUAGUUCUAUUUUGUGAUAGCUUUUUAUAUUAUAAUAUUAAUUUUAUAUAAAAUGAGCGCUGUUUAAUUUUUCCUUCAUUUUUGAUAUCUAUAAGUUUUACUUGAAAAUAUGUUAGCAUUUGUAAAAAGUAAUAUACAUAUGUAUGUACAGUAUCUCAACAUAGUAUAUCAACAACAAAGUAAUAUACAUAUGUAUGUACAGUAUCUCAACUCUCAUGCACAGUGCUUGCAACACAAACCCAUACAUAAAUAUACAAGACGCUUCGUUUUUGUAUAUGUGGCUAUGAACGAUUAAUUGGUCUAUACAUACUUACAUAUAAUCAAUUUAUUAUCAGCAGUUGAACAUAAAAUAACGACAAAUUUAGGUUUUUUUUUUUUUUUUUUUUGUUUAAUAAUUUGGCAAAUGUGUGUCAGAUUUGCAUGGGUGUGCGUGUGCGCACACAGAACCGCCCAAGUGUACGCACACACCCCCAUGCGCGUAAAACAAACAUAUUUUCACAUUUCAAUACAACAAAAUUCACCGCUGUGACUCAUACAACAUGUGUAUGUGUAUGCAUAUUCGCCUUAGACACAGUGCGCACGCUUUUAGAUACAUACCAUACAUUUGCAUUCUACACACACAUAUACACGUGCACAGAAAGGAAUACAUUAUUUUGGUAAGGUUAAGGUGUAGGUAGCUACACCGUUCUUCGAUUUUGUGUGCUGCACAAUUUUCGCUCGGUGAAACAUUUGCUGGUCAACCGCCCGCCGCCAACUAACGACAGUUAAAUGAAAAUCGUGACGAAAAUUGUGCAGUGCAUUGAAAAUUACAUAUAACAAAUUUCAAACUAAGUUCUAAAUGAAAACUGCAUUGUACAUAGAACAUAGCGCGUAGAGUAAGAAAAAGAAAAUAAAGAGAAAAAAAAAAACAAAAAACGAAAAAAGAAGCAGCGUAAGUUACUUAUUCAAUCAAUUAAAAAAUCGUAUCGAACUCAAGUUUUUAAUACAUAAAACGCAAUGUUUAUUACAAACAUUUGUAAUAUUCAUAAAUGUACAUACAUAUAUAUAAUCAUACAUAUUAACGUAUACAUACAUACAUACAUACGAUUAGCAAGAUAAUUUAAGUUAAUUUGUAAGCGUAUUGAAAACUAAUGGAAAGCACGUAAAAUUUAUUAACAAUAAAAGAAGUCGUUUUUAAGGGAUAA
This is a messenger RNA of Anastrepha ludens (Mexican fruit fly), 14464 nucleotides long. RefSeq names its product histone lysine acetyltransferase CREBBP (gene nej). NCBI's taxonomy places the organism in Eukaryota, Metazoa, Arthropoda, Insecta, Diptera, Tephritidae. The coding region runs from base 1264 to 10713 and encodes 3149 amino acids. Gene Ontology annotation, biological process: positive regulation of transcription by RNA polymerase II. Gene Ontology annotation, cellular component: transcription regulator complex; histone acetyltransferase complex. Gene Ontology annotation, molecular function: histone acetyltransferase activity; transcription coactivator activity; zinc ion binding. The record is from RefSeq and is a predicted model, not a curated record. The transcript is spliced from 17 exons.